Erythranthe guttata (spotted monkey flower) is the source of this 865-nucleotide messenger RNA. The record is from RefSeq and is a predicted model, not a curated record. NCBI's taxonomy places the organism in Eukaryota, Viridiplantae, Streptophyta, Magnoliopsida, Lamiales, Phrymaceae.
AUACAGCUCCCCUCCCUUGAAGAACAUAUACAACAAAAAAAGCUCAAAAAUCCACAACAAUCACAACUUCAAGCAAAUCUCUCUCUCUCUCUCUCUCUCUCUCUCUCUUGAAUUAUAGAGAUGGAGAAAUAUUCAAGAUCCAAGUCAAGUAGGGAAGGUGUGAAAGCACAGCCAAGCAGCAUGCAUGAUCUAAGGAGUUACAGUACUACUUCAGAUUAUAAUAAUAAUCUUGAUUAUUACAAAAGCUUUAAUAAGGAAUCUUCGAACAAGACGACGAUGAAAAAGAGCAGAAUCAUCAGCGCUUCUUCGUCUUCUUCUUCGUCGAAGAACUGGAACUUAAACAUGGACCAGCCUGAGUUGCAGAGGAAAAAGAGGGUUGCUGGUUACAAGGCUUACGGCGUCGAGGGUAAAAUGAAGUCUUCGUUUCGAACAAGCUUCAAAUGGAUCAAGGAUACUUGCAACCAUGUUGUUCAUGGAUUCUUUUGAGCGAUCGAAUCUCGCUUGGUUUUACAAAAGGGUAUUCUCGGCAGUAUCGUAUAUGCUCGGUCGCUUGAACGAUCCUCCGAACACUUGCAGCACCGGAAGUUAGAGAGAGAAGUUGCUCAAAGAGAGAAUAAUUAAUAUAUAUGCUAUGUAUUAUUAUCAAGAAAAAUAAUGUGUUGUGGCGUUUUGAGUAUUAAUAAAUAUUUACGAAAACGUGCCCGAUCGAUUAUAAUUCGUACUCUCUUUAAGGCAGUAGCUUCGGUUCGUCGGCGAAACUAAAUUUCUAGAGAGUCUGAAAUCUUUUGGGAUUCUUGAUGAUGAUGAUCAAGAACUCUUACUCUAUUACACUAUGACUCAAUAAACAUAUUUUCCACAUUACACA